Molecule: messenger RNA, 1371 nt
Organism: Aureobasidium namibiae CBS 147.97
Lineage: Eukaryota; Fungi; Ascomycota; Dothideomycetes; Dothideales; Saccotheciaceae
Product: WD40 repeat-like protein
Exons: 4
Coding region: 1-1371 (456 amino acids)
Biological process (GO): protein lipidation; nucleophagy; protein localization to phagophore assembly site
Cellular component (GO): cytosol; phagophore assembly site membrane; extrinsic component of membrane
Molecular function (GO): protein binding; phosphatidylinositol-3,5-bisphosphate binding; phosphatidylinositol-3-phosphate binding
Source: RefSeq, a predicted model, not a curated record
AUGGACACAAGACGUCCCAUCAAGGACACCGCCGAGCCAAAGGUGCUCUCAGUGGCCUUCAACAACGACUGUACCAGAUUCGCCUGCGGGUUGGACGAUGGCUUGAGGGUAUUUCGUGCCAAGGACUGUAUAAGAACCAUCAAAGAAGCACCUCGUCCUGGACACGGUCUCGCUAUCGUAGAAGCUUUGGAUGAUAGAUACGCAGUCUUGGUGGGUGGCGGAAGGUUGCCGAACUCAUCGCCUAAUAAGCUUGAAUUCUGGGACCUCGUCGAGAAGAAGAAAUCAAAGGAGCUCAACUUUGGCGAACCGAUCAUCGCCGUCCGAGUCACCACCAAAUACUGCAUUGUCGUCCUGAUGGAUCGCAGUAUAUCUCUGGAGUACAGUAAAGAUCCAGAGACCGGUGCAAUCACUCUAAGCACAGUGAAAGCAUUGUACCGGACCGCGAAAAACCCGUACGGUCUCUGCUGUAUCAGGGGCGACUCAUUAGCGCUACCUGGAGAGACUCCUGGACAAGUACAAGUUUUGACACUAUCUUCGAAGGACAAGAAGGUUUUCAAAGCUCACGAGCAAUCUUUGAGACAGAUGGCUAUGAGCAGAGACGGCAACAUCGUUGCCACUGCUAGUGAACAAGGCACCAUCAUCCGUGUCUUCAGCACCACCGAUCCAACAAAAUCCACCGAGUUGCGACGAGGCCUAGAGUCUGCGUCAAUAUGGGGCCUGGCCUUCUCUCCCUCGGCAUAUUUUAUCGCCUCUACGUCCGAAAAAGGCACAUUGCAUAUCUGGAACCUCCGUGCUCCAAGAGCAUCAGGAGAACGUUCACGACAACCGCCCGAACAGCGAAAACGCAACUCUCUCAGCCGCGUUAACCACGAUUACGACACGAUAUCUCACACAUCUGGAUCUUCGUCACCACUUCCAGGCGCUGUGGCUACAGCAGCAGGGGGCUACAUGUUACCACCACCAGAUCUCCGUCACGCACCACCCGCCACUGCACCUUCACUGACAUCAAUCUUCAGCGGUAUGGCCAAGGGCACCAGAUCAUCCACGUCUAUCGAAUUCACCAUUGGCUCAGAUCCGCCAAACUGGCAAGGUCAGCCGCGGUACACCAAUACAACACUUCCCAACGGACAAACUGCCAAGCUCAAGGUGGACAAUGUGGCUGUGCCUGGUAGGCCAGAUGGUAAACCGCCGAAAGGAGUGAUUGCCUGGGACCCGGAAGGAGGAGAUAGAAGGCUGUGGAUUGUGGAGGGUGGAGCAGAUGCUAGAUGGGAGGUGUUUGAGCUUGCGGAUGAUUUGAACACAGGCGGUGUCAGGGUUGCGAAUACGGGGUUCAGAAACUAUCUGACCAGGCAGUUUCCUGAGAGGAGUUGA